Messenger RNA from Microthlaspi erraticum, 477 nucleotides. NCBI's taxonomy places the organism in Eukaryota, Viridiplantae, Streptophyta, Magnoliopsida, Brassicales, Brassicaceae. The record is from the annotation of a GenBank genome assembly.
AUGCGUAUGGACAAUGAAAGAGAAACGGUAGUGAACGGUAAGGAGAUUCAGAUAUCGAUAACUGGAUUUAUGGAGAAGAAUACUGGCAAGUUCAUGAAAGAACUCUGGACACUUCUUCUAAGCGCACAGAAUAAUUCAAGCGGUGUUCCUCAGCAGUUUUUAGAUGCCAGGGAAGCUGAAGCAAAGAGUAAAGAAGCUGCAGCAAAGAAGAGACAGGAUGAAGCAAUAGAAAAAGCAGACCAGUUAGCAAGUGAAUUAGGGAAGAAGAGGGAGAGGGAACAUAAGAACCGUCGUCCAGAGGAUGAGAAAAGGGCUGAUGAGAAGAAUGGCGUAAAAGAGAUGAUAUAUGAAGAUCCAGUGACUGGAGCUGAUUUUGAAAAGCAAACCCUCACAACAACCACAGGGAAGAAGUUAAAAUAUGGAUCACUAAUCAUUGCUACAGGGUGUACAGCCUCAAGAUUCCGUCUGAACGUGUAA